Messenger RNA from Hyposmocoma kahamanoa, 993 nucleotides. Its product is annotated as phenoloxidase-activating enzyme-like. NCBI's taxonomy places the organism in Eukaryota, Metazoa, Arthropoda, Insecta, Lepidoptera, Cosmopterigidae. Bases 37 to 993 code for a protein of 318 amino acids. Gene Ontology annotation, biological process: proteolysis. Gene Ontology annotation, molecular function: serine-type endopeptidase activity. The record is from RefSeq and is a predicted model, not a curated record. The transcript has 6 exons.
UUGAGACGACAGUGUUCAAAUUGUGGUGCGAAAACUAUGGUGCGAAUUUUGUUGGUGUUUUCUUUGAUAUUUACGGCUGUAUGUGGAAGUUAUAUAAAUCAUAGCGGUUGUGUUUUAAGUGCCGAGCCGCCGGAUCCAAAUUCAGAAUGCUGUGGAAUUGAUACUUUAAGUACCUUUAGUAUAGUUGGGGGUGAAAAGACAGAGCUAGAACAGUAUCCCUGGUUAGUCAGCAUAGAAUAUCACAACAGAUGGUACAACACUUAUAGCAUACGAUGUGGAGGGGUUCUCAUCAGUGGAAGAUACGUGCUGACUGCUGCACAUUGCCUGGCUGGAAAUAUUGAAGUGUUCGGGAAACCAGUUAACGUAUAUCUCGGUGAUUAUGAUAUCCGCAACAGUGGUCCCGAUUGCAUAAAAACAGACUAUGGUGAGAAGUGUACUGACGGAGCUCUCAAGACAAGAAUUCACAGUUACAUUGUACAUCCUGGGUAUCACAGUAACAAGUCCUCAAAUUUUAAUGAUAUCGCACUGAUUAGACUGUCAACUAUUGCACCUUAUACAAAUUUCAUUCGUCCAAUCUGCCUGCCAAGCUUCGAUAUAAUAUCGGCUCUUCCAUAUGAAUACUUCUUAUACGUAGCAGGAUGGGGUGCGAUUAAGCAAAAUUCUCCGUCUGGGUGGGGUGCGUAUCAGAAGUACGAAUAUGACGGGAUUAAGAGACAUGUUGCUUUGCCAUAUAAACCGAUUGAGUUCUGCCGCGCAGCUCUUGGUGCAUUCGUGAACCAGCAGCAUAUUUGCGCUGGAGGUCAACAAGGUAAAGACUCCUGCACUGGAGAUUCCGGAGGACCACUAAUGUUCGAAGACGAUGGCACCUAUGUAGCAAUUGGUAUAGUCAGUUUUGGAUCUGGAAAAGUACCUUGUGGUACUGAGAACUAUGCUGCUAUUUAUACUAAUGUUUUUGCACAUAUGAAUUGGAUUUAUAAAAAUAUUCAACAGUAA